AUGGCACCGGCGCGCUGCACGCUGCGGGAACGCGCGAGCGUCGGCGGCGCCACCGCCCGCGCCACAGCCCGCGCCAACGGCCGCGCCAACACCGGCGCCGUCGCCCGCGCCCUCCGCGCCUUCGUCACCCUGCAUGUACUGGUUGGUGCUGCGGCUGCCCAAGCGCUGGUGAGUGGCGCGGGCGCCGGCGGCGGCAGCAGUGGCGGGGGCGGAGGCUGCGGCGGCGAGCACUUGGCCUGCGUGCGGAUGGCGUCGCCGCUCCUCACUGAUGCCAACCUCGUCUUCCCCGACAACAUGGCCGAUGUCAAGACGCUUUGCACUUAUAGAGGCAAGGAAUAA
Gryllus bimaculatus (two-spotted cricket) is the source of this 339-nucleotide messenger RNA. NCBI's taxonomy places the organism in Eukaryota, Metazoa, Arthropoda, Insecta, Orthoptera, Gryllidae. The record is from the annotation of a GenBank genome assembly.